Molecule: messenger RNA, 4282 nt
Organism: Pyricularia oryzae 70-15
Lineage: Eukaryota; Fungi; Ascomycota; Sordariomycetes; Magnaporthales; Pyriculariaceae
Product: calcium-transporting P-type ATPase
Exons: 3
Coding region: 973-4194 (1073 amino acids)
Biological process (GO): intracellular calcium ion homeostasis; calcium ion transmembrane transport; manganese ion transport
Cellular component (GO): Golgi membrane; plasma membrane; endoplasmic reticulum
Molecular function (GO): P-type calcium transporter activity; ATP hydrolysis activity; ATP binding
Source: RefSeq, a predicted model, not a curated record
UUCCAUUUGGUGUUUCAAAAGGUACCGGUAUACCCUAUAUAUAGAGAUGGUAAAUUAUCGGUUAAUUUUUCAUCAGUCCAUUCAAAGCUUCUGGACUGAAGACUGACAUUUGGAGGUAAAACAUUGUCGCUGUCAAGUCUUCGAGCUCACAAGUCCACCUGAUCGAUAUUUCAAUCGCACUGAUCGAUCUCUCCAAAAAUAGACUGGUGUCGUUAUUCUACAAGAACCAAAAUAUACCGAAGGUAAGUACUUCCCGGCCAUCAUAAGCUCCUAGGUAGCCUUGAUAGCCUGCCUAGCCUAUAUAUCUAUAGGGAGGUCUAAAUAAUCGUUUAGGUAAAAAGAAAAACCCCGGGAUACCCCGUCGCAAAAUGCGCUAACUUCAAGUCUGGUGUAAGAGAGAGAAAAAAAAAAAAAAUAAAAGACCAAAGGCAGGUUCGAAUUGGAUUUGAGGCUCUCUUGGCUAUCUGAACUCUACCCCGGCCUUUGGGUGUGGGCCAGAGUGGACCCCAUCGCGCCAAGAAGUGUCUGUUCAGUAAAGGUGUCCUGGCUCUCUGUUCCAGCCAGGGUCAGCUUCUAUUGGUUCUGCAUUGGAUGCAGGUCCGCGACGCCAACCAGUCAAAAAAAAAGUACGUCAAGACAUUUGCCUUCCUUGUAAUCAUAAGCACGACUGUUGGCCUGAACCAGGAACCAAAGUCGUUCUACAAUACCAACAGAUUAGCCAUCUGAUCAUCUCUUCUGAUCCGAGCCUCAACCUUGAGCUUUAUCUGCACAACUACAUCGGAGCUGACAGCUUUAUCCCCGGCAUUUAUUUCUCCCGAUCAUUAGUCCAAUCGUCAUUGCUAGACAAAGACGCUUUUGCACUCGACACAUUGCAUUUUCCCCAUGCAUCAACAUCCCAUUUCAUAGACUCUGCAUUUGCCGGGGUUCAUGAUCGUCUCUUUCUCGCGAGCCCCCUAACCCAACCGAUACACCAUGGAGAAGGGACGCGAUGGUGUCAAUGGCAUCCCCUCAAUGGGCGCACAUGACGAGAUCGAAAGAUCACAGUCUAGGACACCCGGCGGUCAUACACGCACGACGUCGUAUCAAUCCAGAGAACUAGCCGAGGACUUCUCCUACUUGACGGCAAGCGAAACCGCUACGCGAUUACAAACUUCGUUAACUCAUGGCCUCACGGCUACCGAAGCGUUGCGACGACAGCAAGACCAUGGGCUCAACGAGAUCCCACACGAACCUCCAGAACCGCUUUGGUUGCGCUUCAUUGGUCAGUUCAAGGAACCGUUGAUCCUUCUGCUCCUCGCAUCGGCAGCUGCCUCGAUAUUCCUAGGGAACACGGAUGAUGCUGUGAGCAUAACGGUUGCGGUGACAAUCGUAGUUACGGUCGGAUUCGUGCAGGAAUAUAGAUCCGAAAAGUCUAUCGAGGCUUUGAGCCACCUGGUCCCAGACCAUGCCCACCUCAUUCGCAACUCUGCCACCAAGCCCGCACAGUCUCGAUCGACGACUUGGGCUGCUAAUAAUGGCCAGGUUGAUGAUGACGCCCCAGAGCCGACAGCUUCAGGCGCCACAACCCCGGGGGAGGCGGCACUGGAGGCAACAUCUGUGAAAGUCAUGGCUGAACAACUUGUACCCGGCGACCUCGUUAUUUUCACAACUGGCGACCGCAUUCCUGCCGAUAUCCGUGUGACGAAAGCUACUGACUUGACCAUCGACGCCUCGAACCUUACCGGCGAAAACGAGCCAGAACGUCUCACGGCUGCGCCGCGCCACCGUGGUGCUCGGCCAUUGUCCCCUUACGCAGGGUCUAGUCUACAGCUGCCUAGCCCUACGUUCGCGACGCAAUCCGCCCCUGAUUUUAAGAGCCAGGCCGGAGACGACCUGAGCCAGGAGCCCAAGAACGUGGCGUACAUGGGCACGUUGGUUAGAUCUGGACACGGACAAGGAAUAGUCUUUGCUACCGGAGGGAAUACCCACUUCGGCACUAUCUCACUAAGCGUAUCCGGCACCGAAAGCCCUCGUUCGCCGCUGCAGCUCUCAAUGGACGAACUGGGCGGGCAACUCAGCAAGUUUUCGUUCAUUGUUAUCGGUUUCAUCUCUCUCAUUGGAUUCCUCCAGGGCAAGAAGCUGCUCGAGAUCUUCACCAUAUCCAUCUCUCUGGCUGUAGCCGCUAUCCCCGAAGGCCUCCCCAUCAUUGUAACGGUGACUCUGGCGCUCGGUGUGCAUCGCAUGGCCAAACGCAAUGCGAUAGUCAGGAAGAUGCCCAAAGUAGAGACCCUUGGAUCGGUGAACAUUGUUUGCACCGACAAGACAGGCACCCUCACCAUGAAUCACAUGACCACCACAAAGAUGUGGUACUUUGGACAGCAGAGUUCAGUCAGUGUGGACUCUGACGAUGAGUUCACCGAGAUUAAGCCAGAUGCUGCAACCUUACGAAUCCUACGCAUUGGAAACAUUGCGAACAACGCACGCCUCGCGCACCAGUACACCGAAAAUGGCGCAGCUGCUAGAGCCGUCCUGUCGUCAACCCUCGGCAAGAAUGAGCACAGCUCGGCAUAUACUCGCUGGGUUGGGCAGCCCACCGACGUGGCCAUGCUUGACCUACUGGACAGAUUCAAGGAGCAUGAUGUCAGGGGGUCCGUUGGGCCACGUACUACCGAGACUCCUUUCAGUUCUGAGAGGAAAUGGAUGGGUGUCACCAUCGGCGCCGAGGGUGGCAGCAGGAAUGAUAAGGAGUUCGCUUACAUCAAGGGCGCCCUGGACCGAGUUUUGGCGAGCUGUGACACGUACAUCACCGGAGAAGGCAGGGAGUUCGUCCUUGACUCUAAUAGACGCCAGGAGGCCAUCCAGGCAGCAGAGCAAAUGGCAGCCAAGGGGCUGCGUGUGCUUGCGUUUGCAAGUGGUGCAGUCAGCAAGCCGACUAGAGGAAAGGGAUCCAUUGCAUCAACGACCAGAAGCAGCACUCCUGCCGGGAACAACUCGGAAGACGGUCAUCCCGCUACUAACGAGGAGCCCUACACCGGCUUGACCUUUGCAGGGCUGGUCGGUAUGAGCGACCCGCCCAGGCCUGGGGUAGCGCGAUCCAUCAGAAAGUUGAUGCGUGGCGGCGUCAAAGUCAUCAUGAUUACUGGCGAUGCUGAAACCACGGCAGUAGCUAUUGGAAGACAGCUAGGCAUGCACAUCGCAGCCCCCAUUGAGCAUGGCGAUAACCAGGUCAGCGUCCGACCUGUUCUCCGUGGCGAGGAGGUGGAUGCCAUGACAGAGGAGGAACUGGCUCAGGCGAUGCAGACUACGACAGUGUUUGCGCGGACCAAUCCCGACCACAAGAUGAAGAUCAUUCGUGCCCUCCAGAUGCGUGGCGAUAUCGUUGCUAUGACCGGAGACGGUGUUAACGAUGCGCCUGCUCUAAAGAAGGGGGACAUUGGAAUUGCGAUGGGAAGACAGGGCACUGACGUGGCCAAGGAGGCGGCCGACAUGAUUUUGACCGAUGACGACUUCUCGACGAUUCUUCACGCCAUUGAGGAGGGCAAGGGCAUAUUCAACAAUAUCCAGAACUUUUUGACAUUCCAGCUGAGCACAAGCGCCGCUGGGUUGUCCCUCGUCUUGCUCUGCACGGCGCUCGGGUUCAAGUCGCCGCUCAACGCCAUGCAGAUCUUGUGGAUUAACAUUAUUAUGGAUGGACCUCCUGCUCAAUCACUAGGCGUAGAGGCUGUCGACAAAGACGUCAUGAACCGACCACCUCGUAAGCGCAACGACCCUGUACUUACGCGAGCCGUUAUUCAACGUGUUGCGCAGUCGGCCACUAUCGUAAUGGUCGGCACCAUGCUAGUGUACACGCACGAAAUGCUGGAGGACAGGCAGGUGACACGGCGUGACACGACCAUGACCUUUACAUGCUUUGUGCUGUUUGAUAUGUUCAACGCACUCGCCUGCCGGUCAGAAUCCAAGUCGAUACUGCGAGGAGAGAUAGGCUUGUUCCAAAAUACCCUUUUCAACUGGGCCGUUUCGUUGAGCAUUGCCGGGCAGCUGCUUGUGAUAUACUUUCCCUGGUUGCAGGAAGUGUUUCAGACUGAGGCGCUGGGCUUCAUGGACUUGGUGCGGCUUGUAAUGAUAUGCAGCACCGUUUUCUGGGCGGACGAGCUGCGGAAGUGGCUCAAAUACGGGCGGAGAAGAGUUGGCAGCAAUUACAGCCAAGCUGUGUAAAAGUAGGUAAAUAGGUAACUAUCAAGUGUACAUAAUUGUCAGGGUUGCCUUGGUCUAAUAUGAUUUGCUCUCAUAACUUGCUCCUGUU